Messenger RNA from Aspergillus fumigatus Af293, 375 nucleotides. RefSeq lists its product as uncharacterized. The record is from RefSeq and is a predicted model, not a curated record. NCBI's taxonomy places the organism in Eukaryota, Fungi, Ascomycota, Eurotiomycetes, Eurotiales, Aspergillaceae.
AUGACAUUUGCGGAUCGACUGGCUAAGGAUGCCGCGCGCCUAGGCAAAACGCACCCCUUCCCACUACUUUCGAGGGAGAGCGCGUGCCUUCCUGGCAAUAUCCUCCAUCAGUGGGAACAGGAAAUGGAGGGGUGGUCACCUAUUGAAAGAUCGAAAGCAUCCUUCCAGAAACAUACAAAAGAGAAGGCUAUAUGGAAGCCUUCCCAGGAACUAAGUAGGGAAGUAGGGGACGUGUUCAGUAGCGUCUCGAGUUUGCUGGGAGGCUUGACCAAAGAUAAGAAAGGUAAACCAGACACCGUCUCAAGGGAGAAGACGGUCAAGGCCGCCUUAGACUUCGCUGAGGCAUCACAGUGGUUUUGGAGUCGCGCGCCAUGA